This is a messenger RNA of Neodiprion virginianus, 4136 nucleotides long. RefSeq lists its product as uncharacterized. Gene Ontology annotation, biological process: SCF-dependent proteasomal ubiquitin-dependent protein catabolic process. NCBI's taxonomy places the organism in Eukaryota, Metazoa, Arthropoda, Insecta, Hymenoptera, Diprionidae. The coding region runs from base 722 to 2665 and encodes 647 amino acids. Gene Ontology annotation, molecular function: protein binding. The transcript is spliced from 10 exons. The record is from RefSeq and is a predicted model, not a curated record.
UUUAUGCAGUGAAUAAAUUGCUAGUUUAUGCAGUAUUUUAUGUCGAUUCAAGUGGGACGGUAUUUAGCUUUCAUAAUCAGAAAAAAGAUCAGAAAACAAGAAAAGAAAAAAGUUUCGGGCAAUAAUAGAGGAUUACUAGUUUAUGGUGAAAAAACUGAAUUUUUUAUGUUGGGUCAGGUAACGCUGGGUCAAGGUUAAGGUUAGGUUAUAUUUGUGUCGGAAUCAAACGAACGCGUCGGCAAGUUGAGGCAGUUUGAUUGGUACUUACCGUUACUAAAGCUCUAGAAUCGACACAAUUUCACUGCAGUACGAAUCGUCUGAUGGCGCGCUGCUAACGGCCAAACUGGACGUAAUUUCGAGUACAGUUGGCAACACUGAGGUCACUAUGACCACGCGACUUGAAAUUUGUGCGAAUUCAAGGGGAUCCCUCGAUUUUCGCGCGCGUAACUAAUUUGAAUAAACGUAAUAUCGACUUAUUUAAAUUCAAUGAAAUAAUCAGGAUUGAAUUCUCACUACUAUAAAAAGUCCCUGAAAUAGAAAUUCCCGUUUACAAAUGUGAGCAAUGGGCGUAUAGAACACUGCAAGAAGAGCCCCAUUAUAUCAUACGCUUAUCACCGCUCUGACGUAUCUGAUUUCCUGAUUAGCCGCGAACUGCUAGUCACUAUCGAUAUCGUGCAAAUUAUCAACAAUUGCAUACAGGCUGACGAAGACAUCGAACAAAAUGAGUGCUGGGCCCAGCAUCUGUCACAUUCUGGAUUUUCCCAAUGAAAUUUUGAUGAAAAUUAUCUUCCAUUUGAAUGCCAGAGAGCGUGUGCCUUUGGGUAAUUCAUGCAAGAAAUUACACAGUCUUAUAUUCGAAGAGAAAGAAUUAUUAAGGAAUUUAGAUUUUUCCAAAGACGGGCGCCUGACAUCAGUUUCUGACAUCCGUCAAUAUUUUGACAACAGCAAAGCAAGCAGGUACAUUCAGAGAGUAAAUUUGAGAAAUGUAAAUUUUAUAGAGCCGGAGCAGAUGCUUAACGAUUACAUCGGCAAUGCAGUGAACAUAGUUGACUUAAACAUAAGUGGCACAAGAUUUGAAGACGUACAGGGGUUGGGAUAUUUCCUAAAGUUAUUACCACAUGUAAAGAGACUCUCUAUCGACUGGCCAAGACGAAUGGAAGAUAACGCUGGACCUUGCUGCAAGGUUCUACGAGGGCCUUUAAGCAAACUCACGUAUUUGUCAAUACAAAUAUGGCAUCCACCACAUACAAAAAAGUUUGUCCGAUAUUUACAAAUGUGUCAACAACUCAAGGAGCUACGCAUGAUUGGAAGGAAAUCCUGCUAUGUUCCUGCAACAGACGAGUUUCCGUGCUUAGGACAAAAACAACUUAGGAGUCUCGAAAUCAUUGAAUUUUGUGGACCCUGCUGCGGCCCCGAGAAGAGAUUCUUCAUGACUUUACUUCCAGAACUUGAGAAAUGGACUGAUUUUCACGUUCCCAAGUAUUACAUUCAGAACGGUUUUUACUUUGAAAAAAACGUGCCAUUUGCUAAGAAGCUAUGCAAGACAAAUUGGAUGAAUCCUCGAAAUAUUUACUUCGGCAGCUAUUUUGAAUUUGGCCAGUCUGUGCUCACAGAACGCCUUUUGACAGAAGUGAUUAAAGUCACCCAUAAAGACCCGCCAAAAUGUUACUGUUGUUUAUCUCUACUUCAUCAGACAGACAUAUGUGUUAUCAAGAUCGAGGAGGCAAAGCGACUGCUGAAAGAUCCAAGUUAUGAACUUUCGUAUUUACGUAUCAAUCAUAACAUAAAAACAAAUUGCGAUGCGCAUUUAGUCGUAUCCGCUUUUCCAAAACUCACCGAGCUCAUUUUAUCCAACAUAACAAAAGUAUCGGGUUUUGUACACUCUCGGAAACAACUGAAGAGAAAAUAUAAUAAGGCAGUUAAACAAGAGGGUUAUCUGACCAACAAAAAUCUAGAUUCAUCUUUUAGUAUGAUCGUUCAGAAUUCGCCUCACCUUAAACACCUGACGCUGGAUACUAAUAACAGCACGAUCGAAUAUGAAGAAAUGUGGGACUUGAACGCUCUGCACCUAAUCUCAGGUUGGACAAAUCUCAGAACCUUACGUUUGUCCUCGGUACCAAUCGAGGACGGUAUUUUUCUCACUGAAAUCGGAAGGGCAUGCAAGCAUUUGGAGAUAUUAGACUUGUACGAUCUCGGUCCCGGGGAUGUUUGCUGCUACAUCGAUGAACUGUGUCAAAUGAUUGCUGACCUCAAAAACCUGAGAGAAUUUAGAAUUCAUCAGGACAACAUUGGCGAAGUAUCUCGAAUUUUCGUAUCACUCGCCAACAAUGUGCAACUCAGGAAAGUUGACGUGAUAAGUGAUGGCGAAAAUACCACCACGAAUAAUUUAAUACCCUCUAUCGAACACCUGCUUCAAACUUGUUCAAAAUUAACUACAUUCCAAUGUAUAAUUGACGAAAUAUCCGAAGCCGAUUCUGUAAAGCUGUCGACCAUGUUGAGAAGUUUCAAGUGCAAACCUGGAAAGCUCGAUUUCCAAUUCCAAGUUGUUUGGUCUAUGGAUCUGAUAAUGGAUGAUUCUGAAUGGAUGAUGAAAGAAGACGUCAUAACUGAGGACGCCCGGCUUGUGAACUUCCCCUGCGACAUGAGCAUGCCACAUCAUCCAUAGAGUGCAAAAAAUGCAGCGAUUCUACUCGUGCUUACAGUGGAAUGUCAUUGAAAAUUAACUUGUUUUUAGACUUAGGUAAAUAUGCAAUCAAUAAUCAACUAUCGCGUAUCAAUUAAAUCGAAAUAUAAAUACACAAAAACUAUUCUUAUAGUGUUGUCCAGUGGUCUUAGAAAUAUCCUUAAAUUUUUCUUGUGUCAUGGAAAUAUUCUAUUUUUAAAGUUUACCGCGAAUGAUUUAUUUAUUUGUGUUCACUGACUAACUGUUUUUAAAUUGUCGAUUCCCGCCUCGAAUCGUGUUUACCGUUUUCCCUACUAACAGCUCGUAGUAGAAAUAACGUAUACCUCGUAUGUCGCACUGAUUAUAUACAGUACGAUCUACCAUUUUAUACACCUGGUUGAUCCGACUAUAUUUUCUGAUUUCUCGACAUCUCAAUUAAUCAAAAGAAUGUUAAGUCUCACCGUGAUAUUUUGUAUAAAUAAAAAGAGGAAUAGGUAAAUCAAUCACGCAUGCGCCUGAAAAAUAACAGCUUCACUUCCCUGCAUCAACGGCUACAUGAAGUUAUCGCAAAGAGUUCGAAUGACCGCUGAUGACAAAUUUUUCGUCUUAUGAUCGCGAACACAGAUUACUCUUCUAGUUAAAAAACAUCGAGAGUGGAUUUGAGAGUCGUGAUUCGGCAAUAUUCAAAGUUCGUUAGCAAUACUUGUGCAAGGCGCGGUUUUGACUAAUCGAAAUGGGGACUCAAAUAUCAGAGUAUUUGAUGAUGUACCUACGGAAUCUGAGAGAAUUCACAUUUCACGAGAAAAACGUUGGAAAGGUAUCCAAAGUAUUUUUCGGGCUUAAUACAAAUCCAGAAAUCAGGAAAGUUAGUGUUAAAUCUGAUGAAAAUCUGCUUCAUCACUGCUCAAAGUCGGCAGUAUUUUUCUGUGUUUUCGACGGCGUAAACCAAGCAUACAAUGACGAGCUUACAUACACUUUGCAAAAGUAAAUUGAAAAAUUGUGUUCCAAGUCACGCAAAAAUGUGAAUUAGUUACACUUUCGUUUCACAUGUAUCUCCUCUCGUUUUGCAGAUCAAAAAUUCUGUUAAACCGACUGAAUUUCUAGUUUUAAGUUAUUACUGAUAAGGAUUUGAUAAAUAUUGUGUACGAAGACUUCUCACCGCUCAAAUUUCCACAUAAAUUAUAUUGACAUUAUUGACUAAAUCUGUUACGAUGUAAAAGUACCCCUACUACGCAUAGAUCUUUGGAUAAUCAUUGUGAAGUUUUAGUUACAGAAAAAAAGAUUCUAAAAUUUCACACUAAAAAUCAAGAUAAGCAAAUGUAAUAAGACUUUGAUUUCUUUAAAUGAAAAUAAAAGUAAAAACAUGUUUUCACGCAAUAAUUAUCCCUAUUAUUAUCAUUGUAUUUAGUAGACGCUUAACAUAUUAUUAUUCAUAUGUUAUUACGUGUAACAGCGGCGUUCUUUAUAUGGUUAA